Messenger RNA from Brassica rapa (field mustard), 1788 nucleotides. RefSeq names its product zinc finger BED domain-containing protein RICESLEEPER 2-like. Lineage: Eukaryota; Viridiplantae; Streptophyta; Magnoliopsida; Brassicales; Brassicaceae. The record is from RefSeq and is a predicted model, not a curated record. Gene Ontology annotation, molecular function: DNA binding.
AUGUCGAAUGUUGAUAUGGAUUCUUCUCCAACUCAUGAACAAGACAAAGUCAACCAUCAACUAAUGGAUGAAGAAAUAUCUUCAGAUGAAGAUGUACAAACACCGGGUUCGGGAAAAAGGAACGAGAGAGAAGAAGAUGAUGGUUCUAGGUCAAAGAAAAAGACGAGGUCUGAUGUCUGGAACCAUUACAGCAGGCUGCCAACCAACUACAACAGAUGCAAAUGCCGCUAUUGUAAGAAAGAGUUUAGCUGUCCAACCAAGUCUGGGACCUCUAAUCUGAGGAAGCACAAGAGCGGUUGUAGGGCAUACAUGGCGUGGAAGGCUGCAAAUAAGUCCAGAGACCAGUCACAGAUAAAUGUCGAUGAAGAAGGUAACGUGAGUCUGUCUAAGGUGUCUGAGGAAGUGUUCAAAGAAGCUACCAAUGAGAUGAUAGUCUUAGGCGAGUUGCCGUUAUCCUUUGUGGAGAGCUUAGCGUGGAAAAACUUUUGCAAGAAAGCCCAGAUGGAUCCGCCGGUAUGUAGGAAGACUUGCACAAAGGAGAUUGCGGCAAUGUAUAUGGCGAGGAAAGCAGAGAUGAAGAAGGUGCUCGGACAGAACAAGCAAAGACUCUCUCUCACAACCGAUAUUUGGACUGCUCCCUACACUGCGGUUAGUUACAUGGUGAUUACUGCUCACUUCAUUGAUUCAAGUUGGAAGCUUAGAAAGAUGAUAAUUGGGUUCAAGAAUGUUGACGAUCAUAAAGGGUCUACCAUUGCAAGAGUCCUGAUAGAUUGUUUAGCAGAGUGGGAUAUAAAACGAGUCUUCUGCAUCACAGUUGACAAUGCCACAGCUAACACGUCGGCCUUGAAGAAGUUCAAGGAAGAAUUCAUGAAACAUGGUGAAGAUGCGCUGGUUCUAAAGGGUGAGUUCUUGCAUGUUAGGUGUGCAACACAUAUUCUGAAUCUGAUUGUGAAGGAAGGGUUAACCGAGGUGGAUGAUAGCUUGACUGCCAUUCGGAAUGGGGUUCAGUAUGUGAGGUCUUCAACCAAUAGACUCAAGUCUUUCGAAUUUCGGGUUGAUAGUGGAAAGAUGACUAGAGGAAGCCUUCCAUUAGACGUCAAGACGAGAUGGAACUCGACCUAUCUCAUGCUAGACCAAGCGAUCAAAUUCAGAGCAGCAUUUGAGAAGAUGGAGGCUGAAGACAAACCGUACAAUGACUACUUCUUGGAGCUUGAAAAUGGAAAAAAGAGGAUUGGGCCAGCGACUAGAACAGAUUGGGAAGAAGCUGAGAGGUUGGUGCACUUUCUUGUCAUCUUUUACAAUUCAACUCUGAUGCUCUCGGCUACAAAGGGCAUUACGUCGCACAAGAUCUACAAUGAGAUUGUCACGAUCACUAGGAAUGUCAGCAAGAUAAGCUCUGCGCCUGGUCCUGAUGAAACACUGCGGGUCAAUGCUUUGACGAUGAUGGGGAAAAUAAGGAAGUACUGGAAUCCAUUUACGGAAGAAUCUGAGUCUGAGAGCAGUAAGUCUAAGAGCUGUAAGAUGAACAAGCUUUUGAUUGUUGCUACUGUCUUUGAUCCAAGAAAGAAGAUGAAUUUUGCUAACCUCUGCUUUGAGAAGCUCUAUGGAAAAGAAAGCAUCGAGUAUACUCUGCUUUCUGACUCAAUUAUGGAGAUCAUGAAGCGCUUAUAUGAAGAGUACACUCUUGGAUACAGCACAAGUGGUGGAGGAUCAGGUGGUUCACAGUCGCAAGGAGGAUCGUCUUCUCAAACCCAAACUCAAGACAGUGGUGCUGGUGCAAAUGGAUAA